AAACUUUUUUAUUUGUGGUGUUCACGUGAUUGUCGUUUUCCAUUGCAAGACACAAUGAAUCAAUGAUGCUGAACAACAGUAGUACCAAUGCUCGACGAGGAUGUAGCCCAAAGAACUGCAACUUUGCGCCAGUUACAUUAUUUCUUACAGAUUAUGCCGUCUUCCGCUAAUACUCAUACAAUGCUGCAUGGCAAGAAGAUGAUUAACUAUGACACUCCUAGAAGGGAAUCAGGAGAUCUUUAUGCAUUUUUCGAUGAAAGGUUGUUGAAGAAAAAGGCGAAAGAGCUUGCCCCAUGCUUAAGUAGCUGCUGUAUAUUUCUGACUGGAAUGAUGGGAUGCGGAAAAACAACCGUCGGCAAGGUUUUGUCGGAAGCUCUUGGUUAUGCUUUUGUAGAUAGUGACACCUAUGUAGAACAAGCUGCUGGAGAAAUCUCAGUGGCUCAAAUAUUUCAGCAGUAUGGUGAGAGUGUCUUCAGAGACAAUGAGAGUAAGGCGUUGCAAGAGUUGUCUUCAAAGUCUCAGCAAGUUGUUGCUACAGGCGGCGGUGCAGUAGUUCAUCCAAUCAAUUGGGAAUACAUGAGGAAAGGGAUCACUGUCUUUUUAGAUGUACCUCUGGAUGCCCUUGCAAGGAGAAUUGCUGCUGUAGGAACUGAUUCUCGUCCUCUUUUGGACUUCGAUUCCGGGGAUCCCUACACAAAGGCUUUGAUGAGAUUGUCUACUCUUCUGGAAAAGCGAGUAGAGAAGUAUUCCAGAGCUAAUGUUACUGUUUCGCUUUCAAAGCUUGCUGAUGAUUUGGAAGAGGAUGUCUCCCAUCUCACGCCAACCAUAAUAGCAAUUGAGGUGCUUGAACAAAUCGAGAAGUAUUUAAGAGGCAAAAAGAAGCCGUUCAACUCACAUUUUUCCUCUCGAUCUGCCUGAAUUUUGUUCGUUUUAAUUUGUCCGUUGUUUACUACAGAGGUGUUGAUGAAAUUCUCCUGUAAGACAGUGAGAGCUAAUAUCCACUGGCAGUUAGUUGCUUUGGGUUUGCAGUUCGGAUAA
Messenger RNA from Populus euphratica (Euphrates poplar), 1038 nucleotides. RefSeq names its product shikimate kinase 3, chloroplastic-like. The record is from RefSeq and is a predicted model, not a curated record. NCBI's taxonomy places the organism in Eukaryota, Viridiplantae, Streptophyta, Magnoliopsida, Malpighiales, Salicaceae. The coding region runs from base 88 to 918 and encodes 276 amino acids. The transcript is spliced from 10 exons. Gene Ontology annotation, cellular component: cytosol; chloroplast. Gene Ontology annotation, molecular function: shikimate kinase activity.